Molecule: messenger RNA, 570 nt
Organism: Penicillium cinerascens
Lineage: Eukaryota; Fungi; Ascomycota; Eurotiomycetes; Eurotiales; Aspergillaceae
Exons: 2
Coding region: 1-570 (189 amino acids)
Source: RefSeq, a predicted model, not a curated record
AUGAAGCUGUCCAUAUUUUUCAUUGCUGCUCUCCUCGGAGAGGCAGCUUGUGCGUACAAACUCGGUGAUAAAGCGACCGGAGAGACCGAUCCCGAUGUGAUUGAAAACUGCAGCCGAUGGGCCAACGACAUUGCUUCCGGUGAUACUUGCAAGAAGCUCGAAAGCGAUUUCGAUAUCGAUUACCUGCAACUACAUGAAUGGAAUCCCUCUCUGGUUAUGGAUCCCUGUAAUCCAAUUGAAGGAUGGAGCUAUUGUGUCGGCAGCCCAAGCAAAACAAACAGCCUAGCCGGACUUGUGGGUACCGAAGCGCCUACUCUUAAGAACCCCAACUACACCGGGUCAUCCUCCAGCGCAUCUGCGUCUGCGUCUGCGACUGCCGUUUCCAGUGCCAACUCGAGCACCAACACUAGCUCAACUGCCACUGCGAACUCAACUUCGAAUGCCGCUUCUAAUAUCAGCGAGUCGCCGUCUGCCCAAAAGACAGGCAAUGCUAUUAGCUUCGGGGUCGCCAACGUUCCCGCUGUUAUGGUAUCUGUUGCCCUCUCUGUCCUGACCUUGCAACUUAAUUAG